Messenger RNA from Rhipicephalus microplus (southern cattle tick), 461 nucleotides. Its product is annotated as ribosomal biogenesis protein LAS1L-like. Gene Ontology annotation, molecular function: endonuclease activity. NCBI's taxonomy places the organism in Eukaryota, Metazoa, Arthropoda, Arachnida, Ixodida, Ixodidae. Gene Ontology annotation, cellular component: preribosome, large subunit precursor; Las1 complex. Gene Ontology annotation, biological process: maturation of LSU-rRNA; maturation of 5.8S rRNA. The record is from RefSeq and is a predicted model, not a curated record.
ACUGUGCCAUCGUGACGGCCCAACUGGUAGGUAUUCUGUGGGUUCUGUGAACGGCCGCGGCACUGAACACGCCGCGGUGCGUAGUUUUUGAUGUUCUCUACCAGCGCGGCAUUUCUUUGUGUUAAUUGGGCCGAAUUCUACACGCGUAUUUGGCUUCUGCAGUCAGAAUGUACGUACCUAGAAAUAAAAAGAGAAACUUCGUGGUUGUUCCGUGGUAUAACAGGCACGAAUGGGAAAAGACGUACCGGAACCUCUUCAGCGAUUCGCUCAAGGAUCAGGCUGCUGGGCUGGGAGUGGUCGCUGCUUGGCGUAGCAGGCUCUACGGCCACCUUCCUCGAGCCAUCGAGUCCACUGCUGCUCUGGUGCAAGCCCAGCUGAGUGAGAGCCGGUCACGCCUGCACAAUGACAGUCUCAAUGCCGAGGAGCUCAGCUGCCUCUAUGCCGUGGCUAUAGUCAGGUGA